AUGGGUAACCGUGGUGCAGCACCUGGCAUGAUCCUGCUCGUCCUGGCAGUGGCCGUCCUCGGUGGUGCCGAAUCGUAUGGAGUGGCGCGUGACACCGACAUCCUGCUGGCGGAUGGAUUCUUCAAGCGGAUGCGGGACCUGUUUGCUGAGCGGGCAUACGAAGACGGACUCGGUGGUGGUGGAGCCGGUGGUGGACCCGAGAUGGCGGACGAAACGCCUCCGGUCGCACCGCCCGUAGACACGUCGCACCUGGACAGUCCACCGAAACCGAAGCUCGUUGACAACUGGCCGAAGGUGAAGCACGCCUUCGGUCAGGUGACUGCCGUUUCCGUUGAUCUGCAGGGCAAUCCGGUCAUCUUCCAUCGGGGCAGCCGCACUUGGACGCUGGAGAGCUUCAACGAUAGCCACCACUAUCAGCACAUCGCGGACGGGCCAAUACCGGAGAACACGAUCGCGACGCUAGCGGCCGCGGACGGUGCCGUGUUGGAGGAGCGCGGUGCUGGCAUUUUCUACAUGCCUCAUGGAUUGACCCUCGAUCGAGCCGGUAAUGUCUGGCUGACGGAUGUAGCCUUGCAUCAGGUGUUCAAGUUCAUGCCCGGCCGAGAUUAUCCCGCCAUCACGCUCGGUCACCGGUUCGAACCGGGCUCGUCCCGGAGUCAUCUGUGUAAACCGACCGCAGUAGCAGUGGCCACCACCGGUGAGAUAUUCGUCGCUGACGGGUACUGCAACAGCCGGUUGCUCAAGUUCAACGCCGCCGGUCGGCUGAUCCGCACGAUCCCGCAACCACCCGAGUUCCUGUCGCUGCAGACACCGCACGGAUUGGCGCUUCUCGAGCACCUGGACAUGGUGUGUGUCGCCGAUCGGGAAAACAUGCGUGUCGUGUGUCCUCGGGCCGGAUUGCAAACGUCCUAUGGUGAGGGUACGCAAGCGGCUACCAUCCAGGAGCCGGAUCUGGGCCGCGUGUUCGAUGUGGCCGCAUACGGAGAUCUGGUGUACGCGGUUAACGGACCCACUUCGCCUAUGAUCCCGGUGCGCGGUUUCACGAUCGAUCCACGCUCGGAGACCAUCAUCGAUCACUGGGGCAAGUUCGAGAAUCCACACUCGAUCACGUUCUGUCCGAACGGGUCCGCCAUGUACGUCACCGAGAUCGGACCGAAUCGUGUGUGGAAAUUCACGCUCACGGUGUAAAGCGGAGGUC
Molecule: messenger RNA, 1198 nt
Organism: Anopheles nili
Lineage: Eukaryota; Metazoa; Arthropoda; Insecta; Diptera; Culicidae
Gene: Pal2
Product: peptidyl-alpha-hydroxyglycine alpha-amidating lyase 2
Exons: 3
Coding region: 1-1188 (395 amino acids)
Biological process (GO): peptide metabolic process
Cellular component (GO): extracellular region; membrane
Molecular function (GO): protein binding; catalytic activity
Source: RefSeq, a predicted model, not a curated record